Molecule: messenger RNA, 3005 nt
Organism: Glossina fuscipes
Lineage: Eukaryota; Metazoa; Arthropoda; Insecta; Diptera; Glossinidae
Gene: Pex6
Product: peroxisome assembly factor 2
Exons: 6
Coding region: 228-2918 (896 amino acids)
Biological process (GO): protein import into peroxisome matrix
Cellular component (GO): cytosol; peroxisomal membrane
Molecular function (GO): ATP hydrolysis activity; ATP binding
Source: RefSeq, a predicted model, not a curated record
UAACUCGGACCCAGUCCUUUCUUUUGAAUGUGAAAACAGUAUAUUUCAGUUACUAAUUGAGACAUGAAAAAACGAACUGUGAUCAAGAAGUUUAACCUUGUUGUGUGUUUGGACCCCGACCUCUAUUGCAUAAAAUGCUAUUUUGGAGGCUUUUAAAUAAAUUAACUGUAAUUUAAAUAUUUUAAGCAACGGGAGUAUUAUUUUAAAUUUAAAUAUAUUAGAAAACAAUGGUAGAAUUUGAAAUACAGAAAAAAUCUAUUGCCUCCAAGCAGUCCAUAGACAAUGAUAUACCUCAAGAUAAAUAUCUUUAUGCGGGACGAAUGCGUGAGCUUAUCGAGGGCUAUAAUGCAGUCGUACAGCUGUUAUAUCCUAGAUAUCCGUGGUAUAUAUAUCCCGGUUAUUUAACAAAUGCUAUCUACCAACGUUACAUGAAAUAUUUUAAGGACAGAUAUUGUUUGGUUCCCAUACCAAAUACUCUAUAUGAAAUGUUAACGAGCAAGGAAUUUAUUAAAUCCGAACAUGUUGUAUUUGCUGCAGCAGACAUCUAUGACGAGUAUUGUGUUUCACCUGAGGUUAAUUUUGUUAAUCUAAAAGUAAGUUAUGCUAAAGAUGAUCUUCAAGCUGCUACCAAAUCGUAUGAGAAUGGGGGAAGCGAAAGCAUAGUAAAGCAAAUGUUUCAUACAAGCCACGACAACACUUUAGUGACACAAAUAAUACCUGCUAAAAUAUGUCAUAAACAAUGCUUAUACGUAAAGGAAAAUUUUUUUGCUAAUCUAAUGGACCGUUACAAUGUAAAGACAAUUAGAAAAUUUUGGGUCAAAUUGGACCAUUUUAAUGAAAGUCAGAAUGUGCCUGUCAUAGCUACAAAAACUCAUAUAUAUUUAUUGAUAAAUCCCUAUGAGCUACCACAGGAAGUUUGCGAUUUAAUACUUAAUAAUUAUUUUUGCACACCGCGUAUUUUACAUCGAGGUCACACGUAUCGCAUACAAAUCAAUGCCGAGUUGGUAGGCACUGCUCAAUACUCGCAUUAUUAUCCUAUUUUCGCUUAUUUGCAUCAGUUGUAUUUUCGUUGCGUUCAUUUGGAAGGCAAAGGGAGUGAUUUCGAAAUGCAAGCAGUGGCGGUUAAGGGUUUCUCGAAUUUGGUGCAGAUAAAGCAUACUCAUCAGUUCUUACCGCGUCAGCAAUUGGAUGAAAUUUUUCAACUAAGAAAUUUUCCUUUGGGUCUGGAGCAGCCAUAUUCCACCUUACGCUCUUCUAUAGACGCUUUUCUACCUAACAAAACAACUUGUUUGUCUUCUAAACAUAUAUAUCCUGUUUUCAUGUUGCAAGCUGAACGUGGAUCAGGCAAAACUAAAUUAAUCAAAGGAAUUGCAGCCGAUUUGGGUAUGCAACUCUAUGGCGUAGAUUGCACGGAGAUUGUAUCACAAAUUUCUGCUCAUACAGAAGUGAAAUUAAAAACAGUUUUCGCCAAAAGCCUAAUAACCGAGCCCUUACUAAUUUGUUUUCACAAUUUCGAGAUUUUCGGUAUUGAUAAUGAAGGAAAUGAAGAUUUGCGUUUAUUGGCCGCGUUUCAAAUUCAAGUGCAAGAGCUGUUUUCCCGCGAUCGCAAGCAUCCCGUCGUAGUGGUGGCUUUGACUAGCGAGAAACAUUUGAAACCUAUGAUUCAACGUCUCUUCUUGGAAAUUAUACGAAUUGAGAAUCCGUCUAAAGAAGAACGCUACGAUAUUUUACGUUGGAUGCAUAUUAAAGAAAUGCACAAGCAACUGAUAUAUAACCGAAAACAACCAUCAGACGUGCCGCUAUAUCCGCUGGAGUUGCAGGAGAUUUAUUUGCCACAAUUCUGCCCGGGAUGGCCGUUCAUUAAAUCAGUACUUUGGGAGGUAGCCGAUAAGACACAAGGCUUUAUUUUAGGAGACUUAGAGCAGUUAUAUGAAAGCGCUAUACGCGAAUCAAAAUUUGGAAAACAGAAAAACUUCUCCACUUUGACUUAUGACCAUUUUGCUCAUAAUUUGAAUGCAAUGCAAUCCGCGUUUGCCGAUAGCUUGGGAGCACCCAAAGUACCAAAAGUCUUUUGGUCAGAUAUUGGUGGUUUAUCGAAAUUAAAAGAUGAAAUUCAAAAUAGCAUUGGAUUGCCGCUUAAACAUUUACACCUAAUAAGUAAAAAUUUGCGUCGUUCUGGUGUGUUAUUGUAUGGCCCACCUGGCACAGGGAAAACUUUAGUAGCUAAGGCGGUUGCUACCGAAUGUAAUAUAACUUUUCUAGCAGUACAAGGACCUGAACUGCUCAAUAUGUAUGUUGGUCAAAGUGAGCAUAAUGUUAGGGAUGUCUUCUCGCGCGCUCGUUCCGUGGCUCCUUGUGUAUUAUUUUUGGACGAAUUGGACUCAUUAGCUCCAAAUCGUGGUGUGGCAGGUGAUUCCGGCGGCGUUAUGGAUAGAGUAGUGUCCCAAUUAUUAGCCGAAAUGGACAAUUUGGGGGACUGUAAUAAACCCAUUUUUGUGUUGGCAGCAACCAACCGUCCCGAUUUAAUAGAUUCGGCUCUGCUACGUCCUGGCCGCUUCGACAAACUGUUUUAUGUAGGUCCUUGCUCCACAAGUGAAGAUAAAGCUGCCGUUUUGGAGGCUCAGACGAAACGUUUCAAAUUAGCGGCCAAUUGUAAUAUGAAAGAUAUUGCGGAACAGCUAAAAGGUGAUAUGUCUGGGGCUGAUUUAUACUCCAUUUGUUCGAACGCUUGGUUAUCAGCAGUACGGCGAACAAUAGAAAAGCACUCGCAGGGUAAGCUUAAGGACGAAGAUUUGGUCGCACAGAAUAUUGUAGUUGAAGUAGAAGAUUUCAUGAAAUCGUUCGUCAAGUUUAUACCAUCGAUAAGCAAACAAGAUCUGGAAUAUUUUAACAAAUUAAAAGCACAAUACAAUAUUUAGCAACUCGAAGGACACAACACAACUGGGUUCAGUUCAUAACGAAAUUAACUCCUUAAAUAAAAAUGUGAAAACAAUGAACGUGAAAAA